AUGAUUACGACUGAUCGAGGCGCGCAGUUUGAGUCCACACUUUUCCAAACUCUCCUCAACUUCCUUGGCCGCACACGUAUCCGGACGACGGCCUACCACCCAGCUGCGAACGGCAUGGUUGAGCGUUUUUACCGCCAGCUAAAAACUGCACUGCGUGCCGCAGAAGAUCCCGAAAACUGGUCAAACAAUGUACCCGUUGCACUUCUUAGCAUUCGUGAGGCACUGAAGUCAGACUUGGACUGCAGGGCAGCCGAAUUGGUUUUCGGCACUACCCUCGGACUCCCUGGUGAGAUGGUCACCCCAACCUCUCGUGGUGCCGAAGAGACCCCCGAGAAUGUUGCGCAUCGUCUGCGACAAUUCAUGCGCUCGCUUUCCCCGGUUCCACCUCGAGCUCCAUCGACUGAGCCUUAUGUUGAAAAGGGCUUAGCCAACUGCGCCCAUGUGUUCGUUCGGUGUGAUCGUGUGCGGAAGCCGUUAGAAUCACCAUACGAAGGACCGUUCCGUGUGCUUACACGUAACAGCAAGACCUUUCGGAUCCUACGAGGUGACAAAGAGGACGUAGUCAGCAUCGACCGGGUCAAGGCUGCUGUCGCAAAGGAGCCCCUGGACGUGUCUCAAGGAAAAGCAUGUGCUGACCCCAUACCUCCUCCCACUCCUUUUCCACUUUCCCCACCUAUCCCUCCGUCCCGUAUACUUCCUCUUCCUUCUGGUUCGCAGCAUCAAACUGCAACCUCUUCCUCCACCCUUAACUUGUCCACUACAACACCUACUCAGCUGCCCACAACAGUGCCUCCCGCAUAUAUCACCCGCAGUGGACUUCACGUUCACUUUCCCGAUCGUUUAGUUACUCAUUUCUCCUAG
Messenger RNA from Spirometra erinaceieuropaei, 861 nucleotides. Lineage: Eukaryota; Metazoa; Platyhelminthes; Cestoda; Diphyllobothriidea; Diphyllobothriidae. The record is from the annotation of a GenBank genome assembly.